Messenger RNA from Phlebotomus papatasi, 6727 nucleotides. It is a transcript of the gene asp, whose product is annotated as protein abnormal spindle. The coding region runs from base 185 to 6541 and encodes 2118 amino acids. The transcript is spliced from 7 exons. Gene Ontology annotation, biological process: spindle organization; establishment of meiotic spindle localization; mitotic cell cycle. The record is from RefSeq and is a predicted model, not a curated record. Gene Ontology annotation, molecular function: protein binding. Lineage: Eukaryota; Metazoa; Arthropoda; Insecta; Diptera; Psychodidae. Gene Ontology annotation, cellular component: spindle pole.
GUUGGCCAUGACGUCACAGUUGGAAGGCGAAAGUUGAACGGCGGAGUUUCAACGGCCGCUUGUUCUGCAGAAUUGCACAAAAAUCCAUAAUUCAGAAGGUGUAUUUCCUUAUUGUUGUGCUGUGUGCAUGCUCAAGUGCUAGAUUGAGUGUUAAUUGAGUAUUGUGUAGUGAGAUAUUGCGAGAAUGAGUAGAUUUGAGGUCAGAGUCACUCCGACACGGGUGAAAAUUGCCAGAAAGAGAGAUGAAGCCCGAGAACCCACACUAGUCACAAUGGGGCCCUUUUCCACGAAAUCCAUCGUGACUUUUGAAGACAUUCCCGUGAGCAAAUUGGCCAGACGCGUCCUAUGCAUUGAAAAUCCCUCCCCCUUGGAAACUAAAGUUCUCGUCACCAAAACGUGCAAGCCAGAGUUCAAUAUCCAACUCGAGUGGACUUCUAGCAUGAUUGAGGGGGCAGGUAACAAAACCCUGGAGAUUGUCUGGAUCCCGCCAAAAGCUGUAGCUUGCAGGGAAACUAUUCAAUUUACGGAUAGUCGAGGUUUCCGGAAGGAUGUUGCGGUGAUUCUAAAGUCCGUGGAACAACGAAAAGGCCUCAAAAAACCAUUAAAAUCCCACAAUGCUCCCGUGCAGAAGAAGACAAAGAACAAGACUCCAACUCCUCCUCGACAAAUUGUCCGGAAGACUGCCUUCAGUCCAGACAUGGUCAUAAAGUACAAGGCAAAGUCUCCCAGACUCAGAAAAAUUAUCUCGCCUCAGAAGAAAAUGCGCUCAACGAACAAAGAAAAUCUCCAACCAUCAACAUCUCCCGACAUUUCCAGCAUUAUCGAUCAGAUCAAUUUUACUCCAGUCACAGAGUCAAAGCCAGCUGGCAAAAGCUACAUCGACUAUCUGGCAUCUCUGCCGACACCUGUUGCUGGAGCAUCGGGAAUUCAGCGCAAGAUUGUGUGGUCGCCAGAAGAGCAAGAAGAUGCUCGGAUGGAGAUUCAACCGCGUCAGCUACUGUCCGUCCCGCCAGCAGAAGAAUUCGCUCGCUUGAGCACAGAGACUUACGUCAAGGGGCCUCAUAGCCCUAAAGAUUCCUUUGAAGACUGCGCCGCGGAUGUCCUGGACAUCGCUCUGGAGGAGCCCAUCCCAGAGUCUCAUAAGACUUUCGAUGUCACCAAGAGAAUUGAGAUACCAAGUUAUAGUAGUAAGGAAGAAUUGUCUCGGCAAGUGGACAAUAUUGUGCUGACGCCCCUUAGGAAGAUCAUCACGUCGGAGUCUAUGAAGAAUUUGAGUGGACAGAGUAGGGAGCAGGAAUAUCUGAAGCUCAAUCAGGGUUCUAUGCCGAAUUUGCAUGAGAUUGAAAAGAUCAAUUCAAUUGAGAACAAUAGGUAUUUUUUUGCUGGGAGUGAAGUGGAAUUGCUGAAUGUGGAGGAAAGAGUCUCAACAAUUGCCUUUCAUGUCAAUGAGAUUCGGGCUCAAUCUAGCCAGGUGAAUCUCCAUGAAGUAGAAACUGAAGUAAGUCCAAUUGGUCAGGAGACUGAGGAAUUGUUCAAAGUGCCGCAAUUAAAGAGAAACCGAGAUCAUUUGGUAUCGUCAAAUGUUGAAGUCAGAAGUUCCCUCAUGACUCUGUCGCCUCCUAAAAAAUAUCGUCCGGAUGAUGUAUGCUCAGCUCGAGCUUCCAGUGCUGACGGUCUGUCCGUCAAAACUUGGUCACGCUACCAACCGAAAAAACUCAAACCAUUGACCUUGCAAAAGGCCAAAACACCUCAGAAAUCAGCUCCAGAGGAGCGAGAAUUCACACAAAUCUACGAUGUCAGAUGCUUAAGGAGUGUUGUAAAUCCGGAUCCCUUUGCGGCUACAACAACUUGCGAUCCCUUCCUCUCAGCCACAAUUUUCCUGGAUGACGAGGCUGUGGAGAAGCAUGAGAAGCAUUUCAAGAAGUGGCUCAAUGCUCUGGUCACAGUUCCUGAGGAAUUGGAUGGAGCUGAUCAGAAGAUUGACGUUGCUCGGUUGUUCAAUGAAGUCAAAAACAAGGAACUGACCCUGGCGCCGACAAAGGAGAGCGUUUCAGCAAAGUACUUCAUCAAAUACCGCCUUGAGACUCUUCGGAAGGCAGCCUUUGAUCUCUACCAGAGUGAGGAAGUCCAGCAAACUCUGUCAUAUGUCACUGUUUUGGUGGAGAAGAAGCAACUUACAAUCCAGCAGAAUCGUGAUUUGCACAAGGAUCUCGCAUUACAGCGUCAAAUCCUUGAGCUCAUUUUCUGCUUCAAUCCCUUGUGGUUGCGAAUUGGUCUUGAAGUGGUGUUCAAUGAGAAAAUUGAGCUCAAUUCAAAUCGUGACAUUCAUGGGCUCACAAAUUUCAUUCUAAAUCGUCUGUUUCGCAACAAAGCAUUGGAGAAGAAGGGUAAUCGUAGCUAUGCCCUGUCCAAUGAGUAUGGGACAAAAAUUAAGAAAUUUGCUCUGAAGCAGCUGUACCAUUUAAUUUAUCUGUUGGACAGAGCUAAACAGAAGCGUAUUAUUAAGCACAAUCCGUGUUUGUUUGUUAAGGGAGCACGGUACAAGGAGUCUAUGGAGAUUAUGACACAAAUCUCAUCACUUCUUGUGACCAAUAUUGGUGACAUUUUGCGGUAUUUGAAGAGAAUUGGAUAUGUUUUGGUGCACAAACAAACCUAUCUCGAUGAAUUUGAUUAUGCCUUUGGCAAUUUAGCUACAGAUCUCAGGGAUGGAAUAAGGUUGACGAGGGUGAUGGAGGUGAUUCUUAUGCGUGAGGAUUUAUCAAAGAAUUUACGCUAUCCGGCUAUUUCGCUGCUGCAGAAGCGUUAUAAUGCUGAUGUGGCUUUGGCGGCACUCACAGAAGCGGAAUUUGAGAUUGUGGGAAAUAUAACGGGGAAGGAUAUUGCAGAGGGACAUCGUGAGAAGACUCUGUCACUACUGUGGCAGAUUAUUUAUAAAUUUCGUGCACCAAAAUUCAAUGCAGCAGCCACAACAAUUCAGAAAUGGUGGAGGAAUUCGUGGUUGAAUGUGGUGAUUCGGAGGAGAAUUGAGUAUCGCAAAGAGAUGCAUCGGCAUCAAGCUGCAAUGGUUAUUCAGAGUGUUUUCCGGGGAUAUCUGGCUAGGAAGGGUUAUAGGGUGUUUCGUGAGGAGAGAAUUGUGGCAGCAAUAGUCAUUCAGACGUACUACAGAAGGUUUUCAGCUGAGAAGAAUUAUGCAAGAAUUCGUUGGGCAGUGACAACGGUACAGAGAUGGUGGGUGUCUGUCCGAGCUGUAAAGAGGGAUCGUGGUAAAUUUCUGCAGACACGUGCAGCCACCAUCAAGAUACAGACAUGGUAUCGACGUGUGCAGAUGGCAAAAAAGCUAGUGGCUGUUGCCAGGGAGAGAAAAUUGGUGAAAAAGAGUGUCAUUGUUAUUCAGAGGGCUGUUAAAUCCUAUCUCAUCCGUAAGCGUCUACGUGACACGGUGGAGAAGGUGGUGAAAUUCAAUCGACAGCAGAAAUUGGAGCAUAAUGCUGCCACAGUCAUUCAAUCGCAGUGGCGAAUGAUACGAAUGCGGAGGGACUUUGUCACACUUAGAAAUGCUACUAUUGGCAUUCAGAAGAUAUGGAAGAGGCGACAAUUAGCUAAAAAUGACCACAAUCAAUUUCUCAAGAUCAAAGCAUCAGCUAUUACCCUUCAGCGACGUUGGAGGGCUCAGAGAGCCAUGAAAUUGCAAAAAAUGCAAUUUGUUGAAAUAAAAAGGGCAACAAUUGUUCUACAGCGUCGAUUCCGGGCACUUAGAGCCAUGAGAACUUCCAGGGAGACCUUCCAAAUCCUCAAAAGCACCACAAUUCUUAUACAAAGAAAAAUCCGCGCGAAUCUUGCCAUGAAACAUUCCCGGAAAGAUUUUCUCAUGAAGAAAAAUGCAGCAGUAACCAUUCAGAGAUUCUUCCGGGCCAGAAAAUUGAUGCUUAAGCAUCAAUUUGAGUUGGUUUGCCUCCGGGAGUCUACUUUAACAAUUCAGCGAUUUUUCCGAGGGUAUUUGCUCAUGAGAACUCAAAGGAGGGAAUUUCUACAGCUGAAAAAAGCAACAAUGACCCUACAAAGGCACUUCCGGGCUAAACAAUUAAUGAAACAAGAGAAAUCCCACUAUCAAGCCCUAAAGAAAGCCACUAUCGUCAUCCAAGCCAGAUUCAGAGCCCAACGGGACAUGAGAAAGACAAGGAAGGAAUUUUUGAGGAAAAAACAAGCCGCUCUGGUGAUUCAGAGAAGUUUCAGGGCGACUAAAUUGAUGAAGUAUCAGAGGAUGGAAUUUAUCAAUUACCAGUACUCCACGAUUCUCAUCCAGAGAUAUUUCCGGGGAUGGCGGAUGAUGAUGAAUACAAGAGCUGACUUCCUCAUAAAGAAAUCUGUAGCUAUUGCAAUUCAAAGGCGCUUCAAAGCUCAGAAAUCCAUGAAAAAUGCUCGUAGGGAAUUUUUGGUGAAGAGAAAAGCCAGUAUAUGCAUCCAGAAUUGGUGGAGAGCUACUCAGAUUAUGAGAAAAUCAAGAGAAGAUUUUCAAAAGCUGAGAAAAACUGCCAUUUUUGUUCAGAGAUCCUUCCGGGCUAAGCAAAUGAUGAGGAAGCAUCGCAGUGAUUUUCAGAGACUCGUCGGAGCUUCUCUGAAAAUCCAGCGAACUUGGAGAGCAAAGAUUGCCAUGAGGAAGUCAUUUGUUGAGUACAGUAAAGUCAGGAAAGCCACAAUCGUCCUCCAGAGAAGAUUCAGGGCAAGGAGAGCAAUGAUUGAGCAACAGAAGAAGUACAAAGAGAUGAAAAAUGCCUCAGUGGUCAUUCAGAGAAAAUGGAGGGCUACUCUUGCAAAGAGAAAGCAAAGGGAGGAAUUUUUGCAGCUGAAGUGUGCAACAAUGACUAUACAGAGGAAGUUGAGAGCGACAUUUGAGAUGAAGAGAUGUCGUGGGUGGUUUAUUGAGGUAAAAAGGGCUGUUGUAGUUAUCUCAGAGCGUUGGCGGGCUACUCUGUUAAUGAGGAGGCAGAGAAAGGAAUACCUUCAAGUGCGACAGCAUAUUGUACUCCUUCAGACUCAAUGGCGAGCAACUCUGAUGAUGCGGCAGGUGCGGAGGGAGUAUGAAAAUAUUAAUAAAGCUGCAAUAACCCUUCAGAGGCGAUUCCGUGCAAAAAGAGCCAUGGAAAGUGCCAGGAGAGACUUCCAAGCCCUCAGGGAUGCAACAAUUGUCUUCCAGAGGCGCUUCAGAGCUCAAAAACUCAUGCAGGAAACUCGUAAGGACUUCCAGAGCCUCCUUCAAGCCGCCAUUCUAAUCCAAAAGCGAUUCCGAGAGAAGAGACUGACUACAAAUACUAGGGAGGAAUUCCUUACUAAGAAAUCUGCCGUCAUAACUAUUCAGAAGCAUUUCAGGAGCUUCCUGGAAAUGCGUAGGCAGCGAAAAGAGUAUCAGAGAAUCAAGCAAGCAACUGUGAUACUCCAGAGAAAGUUCAGAGCCCAUAUGCAGAUGAAGAAGAUUCGCUGUCAGUAUCUCUUAAUAAGAUCCCUCGUGAUCUGUCUUCAGAGAAAAUUCCGCGCCAAAAUGGCCAUGGAAUAUGCCCGGAAGGAUUUCUUGAAGCUCAAACGCGCCACAAUUCUCAUUCAGAGACAGUUCCGUGCCAAAAUGUCGGCUAGGAAACUCAGGGAAGAAUUUAGUAGCGCCAAGAGGAGCAUUGUGAAAAUUCAAGCCCUGGCCAGAGGAUUCCUGGCCAGGAAGCGUUUUGCUGAGCUAAUGACGCCUGAGGCAAUUGAAAUGCGGCGUCGGGUGAAGGCUGCAAAGACCAUUCAGUCCGUCUGGCGAGGCUAUGUAACACGUAAAAGGAAACAGACCAGAUCCAUGAGGGAGAUUGCUGAGAAAAUUGUCAACACGAGAAAGAUGGCAAAGCCUACGGACACCGUCAGGUACCACCUUCACAUGGCUAUGCGGGUGCUCAAGGGGAGCUUCGGAGUGGCUGAAAUAAGUCGUGUUCUCGCGAAGAUGGAAAAUCUCUCUCGAAGUGUUCCUCAUGUUCUGAUACCGAAUGCUCGCUUUGUGGCCACUUUCUGCUGUUCUGUGAUGGCCGAAGCCAUUCGAUCGGAACCCCAUAAAUUAAUCAUCGAAAGCUGUGCUCGAGUUAUGUUGAAUCUUGCUCGCUAUGAGCAUACAGUUGAGAUUGUCUUCCUGCCAGAUGCCUUCACAAUUAUUGCCCAGAUGCUGCUCCGUUGGUCCGAUAAGCAAUGUGGGAUCUUCAACACUCUCUGCACGUUGAUCUGGGUAUUUAUCCAGGACCCCAAAAAGAAUAGGAAAAUCCGUGAAUUCAUGGUGACACGCGAGGCUUUCUUCAUGUUGAGGGAGAUUAGGAAGUUGGUGAUACGUAAGGAGAACAUGAUGAGGAAUGUGCAGCGUGGAGUAGAUUUUCGCAAUCAGGUUGAUCAGCAAAUGCUGAAGAAAUUGCCAACUCUCAAGCCAGAUUAUGGUGUUAUCAGGAAUCAAGUGUAUGUGUUCAAUUGUUCAGUUUUUGCCUUCGAAACGAUUCUCAGUAAAAUGAACAUCAGCAUCAAGCCAUAAGGGGGUAGGGGACAAUGGACAUUUUUUUUAGUGUUUGUGAAAUUUAAGAAAAAUUACUAAAAGACAAUAACUUUAUUGAAUUUAUAUUCUUUGCAGUAUGAUCUUUAAUUAUAUUCACCUUCUCAUUUGUAAUCUAAAUAUUAACAUUACAUGGUUAUUAAAUAAAUUUUUUCAUGUUUUUUGCAA